Molecule: messenger RNA, 507 nt
Organism: Rangifer tarandus platyrhynchus (Svalbard reindeer)
Lineage: Eukaryota; Metazoa; Chordata; Mammalia; Artiodactyla; Cervidae
Source: the annotation of a GenBank genome assembly
AUGGAAGAAGCAUCAGAAGGGGUUCUAGGAAUUGUUCGGUUCAGCCUACUUGUUUUUCAGAAGAGGAAAAACAGAGGCCCAGAGAGCGAAACUCUGCAGGAAACCGGAGGGGGCGGGGCGGUGACGUCACGACGCCGGUGCGUCACGGAACGGCGGCGGCUGCGGCGCUGGCGGUGGCUGCGGCAGCGGCGGCAUUUUAGUCGGCAGCGGCGGCGGCAGCGGGGCUGCUGCUCCUCCCAGCAUCCCUGGCGCGGCCAUUUCAGCCCCAUCUUGGCCGAGGGGAGGGAGCUGCAGCCGCCGCUUCAGCAGUUUGAAUUUCAGUUUCUCCAGGGCCUGCGAACCGGGCGCACCGAGGAAGAAUCGAAGAAGCCACCGCAGCUACCUCACACAGCCGGCGCGCCGCCGCUAGCCGGCCUGCCGGCCGCCGCCCCUCACUUUCAGGAGCCGCGAGGGGAAGGCCGAGACCGCCGCCACCGCCCGCCCGCGGGGGUGGCUCCCCCUGUAUAG